Messenger RNA from Lodderomyces theae, 933 nucleotides. RefSeq lists its product as uncharacterized. Bases 1 to 933 code for a protein of 310 amino acids. NCBI's taxonomy places the organism in Eukaryota, Fungi, Ascomycota, Pichiomycetes, Serinales, Debaryomycetaceae. The record is from RefSeq and is a predicted model, not a curated record. The transcript has a single exon.
AUGGAUCCCAAUCAUGAUAUUUUUGCACAACUAGAUACCGCGUUGUUGGACAUCUUUCAUCAAAACCACACUAUUCAGCAUGAUUUCAACAGCUUACCAGAACACGAACGACAACGAGUGCUAGAUGAGAUGGAAGACUACGUUCGACAAAGUUCAUUAAACUCCACCAGACACGGUCGUAUCCGUCGGAAUCCACGCACAAUCAGACGAUUUUACGAAAUUACGUGGUAUUGGACCUAUCUCCCCCUCUUUACCAUCCGGUUUGAUCGCAUUUUCCAACAACUUACAAUGAGCAAUUUCCAAAGAGCCGUGACUAAUGCAGCAUUUUAUCUUGUCAAUAUGAUCCAAGCGGGAUUGCGAAGCUUAAUCUUCUUGUUUGUGUUGCAAACGUACUUGCACAAUGUCACCAAUAUGAUAUUUGUCUUUUCCAACAUCAUCACCUUCAGUUCCAAUUUCAUCAAGGAUGGGUUCACGUAUUGCUUCCAAGACAGGGCAGAUAUACUACACGAUCAUGCAUUAUUAGCAACGCACAAUUACGAUUGCUUCUACUACUUGAAUCUACCCCAAUAUGCAAAUGCGCUGAUUUGGAAACACGCCGAGCUCAUUUUCAAGAACCAUCGUGCAUACUUAUUGAGAACCUCAUGCGUCAUUGCAAAAGACGGCGCACCGUCAAAUUGUCACUUGAUCACUGAUUCAUUGGUGUAUAAAUUCUCAGACGCAAUUGCAAAAUCAUGCCCGCUGUUGUCAACAAGUAUAGUUCGAUUGUGCACGGUCGGGAUAUAUUUGGUCUAUGCUAUGCUUGGUAAUUUCGUUUGUUUGAAUAUUUUGUUCUUUUUGCUGUACAAUAUCAUGAGACGGAUUGCAGGGUAUGCCAACAUUGUCAAGAAUUUGAGCCAGGUCAUUGGUUCCACUUUUGUUGAGUACAUAGCAUAG